This is a messenger RNA of Octodon degus (degu), 1571 nucleotides long. It is a transcript of the gene Mrps30, whose product is annotated as mitochondrial ribosomal protein S30. Gene Ontology annotation, cellular component: mitochondrion; mitochondrial large ribosomal subunit; ribosome. The transcript is spliced from 6 exons. Gene Ontology annotation, molecular function: structural constituent of ribosome. NCBI's taxonomy places the organism in Eukaryota, Metazoa, Chordata, Mammalia, Rodentia, Octodontidae. The record is from RefSeq and is a predicted model, not a curated record. Gene Ontology annotation, biological process: translation. The coding region runs from base 9 to 917 and encodes 302 amino acids.
GGACGGCAAUGGCGGCGGCCCGGUGCUGGAGGCUGGCGCCCUGCGGGCCGUCGCUGCACACCGCGGCCGAGGCGGCCCCCGCGGCCACGAAGCAGUUUGAGGGAAGCAUGGGCACUCCCACUGCUCCUGUUGCGCGCCCACGAGACAUACCCUUGCGGCCGGAUUAUAAACGCCCAGUUCAUUUUUACUGGCUGCGUGGUGAAGAAGUUGUUCCUCGUGGUUAUAGAAAGGGCCGGAUUGAUCCCGUUCGAUACCAAAUAGACGAUAAACCAAACAACCAGAUUCGAAUCCCCAAGCAACUCCCAGAGUUCGUGCCAUUGGAUUAUUCGGUACCUAUCGAGAUCCCCGUUAUGAAGUGUUCGCCGGACAAGCUUCCCCUGUUCAAACGGCAGUAUGAAAACAACAUAUUUGUUGGCUCGCGAACAGCGGACCCGUGCUGUUACGGUCACACGCAGUUUCAUCUGUUACCCGACAAGUUGAAAAGGGAGAAGCUUUUGAAACAAAACCGCGCUGACCAGAUAGAAGUUGUGUUUAGAGCUAACGCUAUUGCAAGCCUUUUUGCGUGGACUGGAGCACAAGCUAUGUAUCAAGGGUUCUGGAGUGAAGCAGAUGUUCCUCGGCCUUUUGUCUCACAGGGUGUGAUCACAGAUGGAAAAUAUUUUUCCUUUUUCUGCUACCAGUUAAAUACUUUGGCACUGACCGCACAAGCUGAUGAAAAUAACCCUCGUAAAAAUCUGUGUUGGGGGACGCAAAGCGAGCCCCUUUAUGAGACGAUUGAGGGUGAUGACGUGAAAGGCUUUAAUGAUGACGUCCUGCUUCAGAUAGUUCACUUUCUCCUCAACCAGCCGGAGGAAGGCGAGCCACGGGUGUCGGGAGAUGAAGGGGACGUUUCAUUGGGGACUCUUGAGUGUAUUUAAAUUUCACGAAAGGAACAAUAAAAAGAACUUUCAUAACGCUGUGUGUACCUGAGGUACUGCAUGCAUGCCGCACUGAGCACGUUUCUCGUGCUGACCUGUCCUCCACAGUGGCGUGCAGCAGAGGGGUCGCUGAGUCUGUGUCUGGUUUUCUCUGAGCGCAGGGGACUGCCUGCUCCUCAGUGUGACAGUCUCAGGAAAAGUAGCCGUGCUGUGGAGCUGCCGGUGGCUUGAUGACAGCACCAGGAACUCAGCAGGGGCGGGCGGAACCUUCCGGAAGUGGGGCGGUCACUGCCCGGAAUCCCUUCAUCUCAGCAGUUGUUGCAGGCUCUCCCCGGCCGGGGUGCACAGUAACUUGUGAUCCGCUAAGCCUGAAAGAGUUAAGUGUAGUGAUAGCACCGUGAUUAAAAGUGGUUUUGUUUACAUAUUGCUGAUAGGACUAGUUGUGUUUUUUAACUACUUUAUAAUGUGUAAUUUUAAACAUAGGCAAUCAUUCAGGUAUUUGAGAAUGUGUAGAUAUCUUUUUAUCUACAUUUGGUAACAGUGAAUGAAUGAAUGGUAACACUGUCAGAGCCCUACUCAAACCUCUUUAAGCACGAGCAGUAUUUUGCAUAAACAGUAAACCAAGGCUUUGAUAAAAUUCUCAGUCUUGAUUUA